Molecule: messenger RNA, 1281 nt
Organism: Sungouiella intermedia
Lineage: Eukaryota; Fungi; Ascomycota; Pichiomycetes; Serinales; Metschnikowiaceae
Source: the annotation of a GenBank genome assembly
AUGUCCGGUAACCCAUACGGUCCUAAUCCGCACGACUUCUUGUCUAACGUCAGAAACUUCGAGGUGAUUGAGUCUACCUUGAGAGAAGGUGAGCAAUUUGCUAAUGCUUUCUUCACUACCGAGAAGAAGAUCGAGAUUGCCAGAGCUUUGGACGAUUUCGGUGUUGACUACAUCGAAUUGACCUCUCCUGUGGCUUCCGAACAGUCCAGAAAGGACUGUGAGGCCAUCUGUAAGUUGGGUUUGAAGGCCAAGAUCUUGACCCAUAUCAGAUGUCACAUGGACGACGCCAGAGUUGCUGUUGAGACUGGUGUUGACGGUGUCGAUGUGGUGAUUGGAACCUCUCAGUUUUUGAGAAAGUACUCUCAUGGUAAGGAUAUGAACUACAUUGCUCAGUCCGCCAUUGAGGUGAUUGAGUUUGUCAAGUCCAAGGGCAUUGAAAUCCGUUUCUCGUCGGAGGACUCCUUCAGAUCCGACAUUGUGGACUUGUUGAACAUUUACAAGACCGUUGACAAGAUCGGUGUUAACAGAGUCGGUAUUGCUGACACUGUUGGUUGCGCAAACCCAAGACAGGUUUACGACUUGGUUAAGACAUUGAGAUCGGUGGUUUCAUGUGACAUUGAGUGUCACUUCCACAAUGAUACUGGAUGUGCCAUUGCCAACGCCUACACCGCCUUGGAGGCUGGUGCCAAGUUGAUCGAUGUCUCUGUGUUGGGUAUUGGUGAGAGAAACGGUAUCACUCCAUUGGGAGCAUUGAUGGCCAGAAUGAUCACCGCUGACAGAGACUACGUGUUGUCUAAGUACAAGUUGCACAAGUUGAGAGACUUGGAGAACUUGGUUGCUGAUGCUGUCCAGGUUAACAUUCCUUUCAACAACCCAAUCACUGGAUUCUGUGCUUUCACUCACAAGGCCGGUAUCCACGCCAAGGCUAUUUUGGCCAACCCAUCCACCUAUGAGAUCUUGAACCCAUCGGACUUUGGUUUGACCAGAUACAUCCACUUUGCCAACAGAUUGACUGGGUGGAACGCCAUCAAGUCCAGAGUUGACCAAUUGAACUUGCACUUGACUGAUGCGCAGUGUAAGGAGGUCACCAACAAGAUCAAGAUGUUGGGAGACGUUAGAUCGUUGAACAUCGACGAUGUGGACUCCAUCAUCAAGGAUUACCAUGCUGAAGUGAGCACUCCUAGAUUGGCACCCAGCAACGGAGACUCUGUUGUUCCAGAUGCUGUUGAGGUAUCUGAGAGUGCCGAGGAGCCAGCUGCUAAGAAACAAAAAUCCGAAUAG